UUCACUAAACCCUACAAGAUACUACCUUGAGAACCCAAACUGGGUAAUAGCAUUGCACACAAACAUGAUAUAGAACAAUUGUUAGCAAAGUUAGAAAAUGGAAUAGAAUGUUGAACCAAUAAAAUAGAAUAGACGGAGAUACUCAGGCAUCAUAAGCUUCUGACAAAGCUCCACUUUGAUCAACACCAACCCAUGUAAGAUUAGCAAGUCCACAACCUCUCAUGCCUUUGAAUCAGCCGUCGUUGUUGAUGGCCGUGGUAAACCCACAAAAUUUUCUUUCUGACGCAUCGAUUUUUUAUAAUGGAGAGUCCAUUGAUCUUCCAUUUCGAUUGGAGAAGAUGACCCAGAAAAACAAAAAAAAACAUUUACUUUCCGUUCUGUUUUUAGAGAGACAAAAAGAGUGAUAGUCGAGCAUCUAAUCAAAGCCCCAAUCGAAAUCUCUAUUUGCCGAAUCGAUUCCCAGUCUCUUCUAGCCGUUGUUCCCUCCGAUCCAGUCACAGUCCAAGCGAGUGGAGAGAGUUGUUGAAACAAAGUUAGAUACUUUAUGUAUAUAGAGCUGGAAAGUGUCGACACUUAUAAACAAACUCGCCGGAGACGACGACACAGCAAAAAAAAAACAGGAUUUUUAAUGGAGAAGAAGAAAGAGAACGGUGUUGAUGAUGGGAAGCAAUCGGGUCGGGUCAUAAACGGACCCACUAACUCAAUGGUCACACCUCUGCUCAAUGAUCUUUGCUGGUUUAGAGGAAAGCAUCAAGUUCCUCGCUAAUUUUAAUUUGACUGAUCAAGAGAAGAAAGCAUCAAGUUCCUCGCUAAUUUUAAUCUUUCUUCUGCAACCCAGAAGGAACUUUCUCUGCUUCGUAACUUAAAACUGAUUUUCUUUGGCUUGUAGGAGAGAGACAUAGGAUAGGUAACUGCUGAUCAUGCAACAAGGGUAACAAAGUAAAUAAUAUAGAAAAUACAGAGAAUAUUACCUUCUCUUAGUUAGAAUGGUUACUCAAUGAAAUAUAAUUUUUUUGUGCGUUAUUUCUGCCAAUUCCCCUUAAAUCAAUCGUUUGUAAAAAAACUCUCUCAGACUUUUCGUCGAACAGCUUUUAUAUAUUUUUUCUUUUUUAUUUCACGUCUUUAAAAAAAAAAUAAAGCAUUUUCUUUUUCUUCUAUUUUUGUUAUCUUGUAACUAAAUUGGGCCACUAAAACUAGUUUCUUCUGCAAUCGUGGGUAUAUAUAACGAGAGAGAGACUUUUGAGAGAGAGAGAGAGAGAGAGAGAGAGAGAGAGAGAGAGACCCAUCUCCAUGGUACCAAGGUGGAAAUGGAAAGGUGCUGAGGCAAAAGCACUUGCAGAACCUGUUUCAGAAACAGUCUCGGAGCUCCAAUCUUCUUUUGCCCGAACAGAGGCUUCAGGUUUCCUCUCAACUUGUAACGUACUUCUAUUGGUUGAGGUAGAGCAAGCUGAGCUUUUGGACCGUUGUUGUUUUGGUAGACCUGUUGUUAAUAGCGAGAAAGAUAAGAGAUGGGUUCAAUUAUCUUUUGAAGAAGCUUUCUUUUUGUUCUGCAAACUCAACUGCAUCAAGAUAUCUGUUCAUGGUCGUUCCCUUGAAGACGAGUUAGAUCUAUGGCGAUCCAUGAGAUCAUUUAAGCCUAAUUUUGCGAUCUUGUACAAGGCUUAUUCCCAUCUUAGAUCAAAGAACUGGAUUGUAAGAUCAGGGUUACAAUACGGAGUUGAUUUCGUGGUCUAUAGACAUCAUCCAUCUCUUGUCCAUUCUGAAUACGCUGUUCUUGUUCAUUCCAUUGGAGAGAAUGACCGGUUAAAGCCGUGGUCCGAUGUUCAUUGCAGUGUUCGGCUAACUGGUAGCGUCGCGAAAACAUUGUUGGUUCUUUACGUCAAUGGACAAGUCAAUAAAGAGAACAUGAACCUGCCUUUGUGUUUAGAAGACUACACAGUGGAAGAGCUAACAAUUCGUAGAUGGAAUCCAGAACUUAGCCGUGAAGAUGAAAGCAGAACAUGAUUAUGCUUAUGAGUUAAACAGUUGUGUUGUAAUGCUCAUUUUUAGAGGAAGAUAUAAAAAUAGACUAGAGGUUCUGAUUCCAACAUAAAUAAUAUACAAACACAAAAAAAAAAAAAAAAUGUGUUACAUACCAAAAACA
This is a messenger RNA of Camelina sativa (false flax), 2143 nucleotides long. The record is from RefSeq and is a predicted model, not a curated record. NCBI's taxonomy places the organism in Eukaryota, Viridiplantae, Streptophyta, Magnoliopsida, Brassicales, Brassicaceae.